GACAGCUUCACAUUCCCUUUUGAGAUCUGCAUCUAAUGGGCGCCUGGAUUGUCCCCCCACUUGUUGACAGCUUGGUGUGACAACUAGAUCUGUUCCUCGAAUCUUACAGGCGCAGCGUCGACUACAGGCAGUCGGAAAAUGUAGGGACAGAGCUGGAAUUUCUUUUACACUAUUUAGAAGUGGAUUUCUGAAGACGAUGAUCAACGAAGGAGGGAGUCUGAGCAGGGUAUCUGGUGGCUAUAUCCACGUCGUCGGCAAGCCCUGCAUGACUAGGAUACAGCUACUCGUAAGUACAAGGGGAUGACAAGGAUCUCAUCCUAGCACUGGUCUUUGUAGAAAGUCGAAGUUGUCAGACAUCGGGACCACUCCACUUUGCAACUGGUGACAAGCUACUUAUUUUCUUCCCUGAGGUUGCUUUCUGACAACUGCACGUACACAUUGUUGUCGAGCAGUCUCAAUCUUGCCCUCUUCCGAAAAGCUGUCUUUCACAAUCAGCUCUGACCCUCCAUACUCGAUCGACUCGGUUCCGAAUAAGUGCAGUUUGCUUUGGGGAGAAACGCACCAUUGGCGCCUCAAAUCUUGUGUUGAAUGCCAAUUGGAUGAGCGGCUCUACGAAAAGUUCGUUCUGAUUUGCCCCACUAUCAGUCACGAAAAGGACCGGACAGACGGGUCGAUACAAGACUGUCGGGACGCAACAAUCUCACAACGAUUACAAUCAAACAGAUAAUUCAUAAUGGCUUCAAGUACACAAGAAAUCGGGAGUGAGCUUGCAUGGAGUCAGAACGAGCAAAUAUCCAAGCCAAUGAAGGCAACACCACAGACAUCAGUAGAUGACUUAAUCUGUAUCGGAUUCGGACCAGCCUCCCUCGCAAUCGCCAUCGCCCUCGAAGAUGCUCCCACCUCGCCCAAGGUAUCCUUCCUUGAGCGUCAAUCCCAGUUCGCAUGGCACUCAGGCAUGCAACUCCCAGGAGCAAAGAUGCAAAUCUCCUUCCUCAAAGAUCUCGCUACACCACGAAACCCCCGCUCAAAGUUCACAUUCAUCAACUACCUCUUCUCCAAGAACCGCCUCAACACUUUCAUCAACCUAGAUACUUUUCUCCCCAGCCGACUCGAAUACGAGGACUACCUCCGGUGGUGCGCAAGCCACUUCGAAGAUCGCGUGAGCUAUGGCCAGGAAGUCGUUGAAGUAUCACCAGUUCUCACUCUGAGGAAUGGCAAAGUCGCACAAUUCAGAGUCGUCGCAAGAGACAUCGUCACCGGAGAACUCAGCACCAGAUUAGCUCGCCACGUCGUGAUCGCCGUAGGUGGAAAGGGCAAAAUCCCCGCAGAACUCCCACAAUUCGACUCAAAGGUCGUUCACUCCUCAAAAUACUCACAACAAGUCGCCCAAACACUGCCAGACCAGAACAAAGCCUACAACAUCGCCGUAAUCGGAAAUGGACAGUCCGCUGCAGAGAUCUUUAAUGAUUUGCCCGCAAGAUAUCCCAACGCGAAGGUGACUCUGGUAAUCAAGGGAACCGCGCUGAGACCUAGUGACGAUUCGCCGUUCGUGAAUGAGAUUUUUGACCCGGAUCGUGUGGAUGGUAUUUUUGCCGAGGGUGCGGCGCUGCGAGAGCAGAGAAUCAAGGCCGAUAAAGCGACGAACUACGGUGUUGUGAGAUUGGGUCUCUUGGAGCAUUUGUAUGAACGAUUUUACAUGCAAAGACUGAAGAGUGAAGAUGAGCGCGAUUGGCAAGUCAGGUUGAAGACGAACAGGAAGGUAGUGAGGUCGAAGGAGGUGGAUGGGAAGCUGCUCUUGACAUUUGGCAAAGUUGUUGAGGAUGCGACGCCGGAGGGGAAGGAGGAUCUGCUUGUUGAUGCUGUGUUUGUUGCAACCGGGUAUGAGAGGAAUGCGCAUGAGAGGAUGUUGAUUAAGACGAGAGGGCUCUUGACGGAUACGGCGAGGGAGUUGAAGAAAUUCCCUGUUAGGAGAGAUUACAAGAUUGCGUUUGAUGAACACAAGGUUGCUUCCAAUGCCGGUGUUUGGUUGCAAGGUUGCAAUGAGAGUACGCAUGGUUUGAGUGAUACCCUUCUGUCUAUCUUGGCGGUUCGUGGUGGCGAGCUGGUGCAGUCAAUGUUCGGGAGGGAGAGCGUUGAACAGCAGGUCCGAGCCAAGUUGUGAUUUUGUUUUUGUCGGUACUUAAGGUCUGAAGUUCGGUACAAUCGGAUUUUGAAGAGGCGUAACAGGAUGCUGCAUUUAUAUUGAUGGGGAUUCCAGUUGUAUCUAGAACCUGUCACUUCCUUUCAUCAAAAUAAACAUUUCCUCAUUUUAAUUCCAUUAG
Messenger RNA from Cadophora gregata, 2321 nucleotides. RefSeq lists its product as uncharacterized. The transcript has 4 exons. Lineage: Eukaryota; Fungi; Ascomycota; Leotiomycetes; Helotiales; Ploettnerulaceae. The record is from RefSeq and is a predicted model, not a curated record. Gene Ontology annotation, biological process: intracellular iron ion homeostasis. The coding region runs from base 734 to 2161 and encodes 475 amino acids.